This is a messenger RNA of Drosophila takahashii, 918 nucleotides long. RefSeq lists its product as uncharacterized. Lineage: Eukaryota; Metazoa; Arthropoda; Insecta; Diptera; Drosophilidae. Gene Ontology annotation, molecular function: N-acetyltransferase activity. The record is from RefSeq and is a predicted model, not a curated record.
CCUGUGUCGCUCAGUAAUAAACCAGCACUUGACGAGUCUAGCUGACCGAUAAGACAUCCAAAAUGCGGAAAGAAAAUGGAAGACUCUGGGGAAAGUUACACGAUGGUAAAUUUGAGGUGCGCAGUGUCACCCAAUCCGACCUGGAUGAGGCGCUAGAUGUUCUCAACAGCUCAUUCUUUCUUAAUGAAUCGAUAUGCAUUGCCUGCGAGGUUAAUUUGCCCGACAAUAAUGAACCACGUCUCGAACUGCGUGAGUUGUGUAGAAUAACUGCCCAGGACGGAGUUUCCCUGGUGGUAAAAGAGGUGGAAACCGGUCGAGUGGUUUCGGUUGCCUUUAAUAAAAUGCAGUUUAAGCCAUCGUCUGGCGAGGACCACUUCUUUCUAAAAUUUCGUAAAGAGAGGGUCAAAACUCCUCAGGCCAUGAAACUCUUAGACUUCGUGAUCGAGGUGGACGAAGCAAUUGAUGUUUUUUCCAUGUACAAAAUGGACUGUUUCUGUGAACUGAUGUAUCUUGCCACUCUGCCAAACCAUGAGCGAUUAGGAUUGGGACGCUCAUUGACUCAGUUCACCAUACAGCUAACUAAGGAGCUUUCUUUGGGAAAGGGCCUGGACGAUAUUGACGAAAAACUGCGAUAUAGGCGCCCAGAAGCUGUCACCGCUUUAUGGACAUCGAGUUUCUCCCAGAAGGUGGGCAAAGCCACCGACUUUAAAGUGCUCAACUCGGUUUCCUAUUCGCAAUUCGAAUACAAUGGCAAGCGCUUCGACGAACGCAUUAGCCCUUUGCACAAAUUUUGCGAACAUGUUAUAUAUAAAUUUUAAAAUAAUAAGAUGACAAAUAAAAUCGAACUUAAGCAUUUAUUAUAGCCUUCAAACUUGUUUUCUAAGCAUUUUACCAAAAUUCCUAAACCUGGCGGCAAAA